This is a messenger RNA of Botrytis cinerea B05.10, 1607 nucleotides long. It is a transcript of the gene Bcmpo1, whose product is annotated as Bcmpo1. NCBI's taxonomy places the organism in Eukaryota, Fungi, Ascomycota, Leotiomycetes, Helotiales, Sclerotiniaceae. Gene Ontology annotation, biological process: sphingoid catabolic process. The coding region runs from base 376 to 969 and encodes 197 amino acids. The transcript has 3 exons. The record is from RefSeq and is a predicted model, not a curated record. Gene Ontology annotation, cellular component: endoplasmic reticulum.
AAUUACCACCCAACCAACCACCAACCACCAACCACACCACCCUCAACUCUGAUUCCGAGGUUCACAAUUCAACACAUGCUUUCAUUUUGAUCCUCAUCCGUUCAGACGACUCCUUUCACUGCGCCCAGCUUAAUUAGGCAAAAUUGGCUGCAUUGAUGUAUUGAUAUUGAUUGCCUUAUAUCCUAUCCACUCUCCCCCUCCAUCUCUCCAUCUUGUACUCAUUCCAAGAACUCCUAUAUUUUCGAUGAGUUAACGACUGCGCCUCACCCUCGAACCAGCAAAUCGACCUUUAAAUCAUAUUCGCCUUCUCAUUCCUGAAUAUCGCAGACACGCGCAAAGAUUUUGAGCCUGUCGCAUCAGAUCAUUUUUUUCAAAAUGUCCCUCAACCUCGAGAAACAGCUUACCUUUUACGGGGCUUACCAUCACAAUCCUACAAAUGUUUUCAUUCAUAUGAUAUGUGUGCCUUUGAUUCUGGCCACCAGUCUGUUCCUUUGCUCCAACAGUCCCACAUUGAUACCUCUGCCAUCAUGGCUUACCAUUCCGAAUUUACCUUUGAACUUUAGCACGAUUGGAUCAAUAUGCUACAGCGGGUUUUACAUCCUUCUUGAACCGGUCGCAGGCAGCAUUCUUCUCCCAUUCAUUAUCGGAUGGACUGCAUUCUCGAAUCAUGUCCUUGCUACGUCUUCAAAUGCUACUUUGGCAAAUCAAAUCGCUGGUGCUGUAUUCUUUGUCUCGUGGAUUAUGCAAUUCGUCGGCCAUGGUGCUUUCGAAAAGCGUGCCCCCGCAUUACUCGACAACCUCGUGCAAGCUUUAGUCCUCGCUCCAUUCUUCGUAUUUAUGGAGUUGCUAUUCAUAUUUGGAUACAGACCGGAAUUGCAAAAAAGGAUUGAUGUUGCAGUCGAAAAAGAGGUUACGAAAUUCAAAGCCGAGCAGACAAAUGGUACCAUCAAGAACGGCAAAGCCAACUGAAAUCCCGAUAUAGGACCGAGAUAUAUCACACAGACAAGCAAUGCAGGGGGAAGCCCGUGAAGGGCAAGGGGAAGAAAGGUGGACAUGAGCGCAAUGGUAGAGGCGGCAGUCUAUUCAGAAGGUCAACGGAGCUCGCCCUAGAUUGGCAGCAGUGUUCAGAAUAGCUUUCGCGGGAAGUAAAGUCUUUCCGGAAGGAUAAGCCAAUUCGGUGGAGUUAUUUUUGAGGUGCGAGGCGUUUCUUAAUUUCUUGGUUCAAUUGUACAUUUGCAAGCGAGUUUUUGAUAUGCAGAGAAUACCAUGUUUAGUCCCUCGAACACUACUCGUCAACUUUCAUCUGCAUGCCUAGGUAAAUCAAUGUGUCUGGAUUUAAACUACAUACAUACAUCAUGACCAAUGAUAGCAAGACCAACUGCUUGACCUGACUAAGUGUUAAGGUAUUAAUGGUAAGGGAGCUACGCAACAUGGAACCAUAUCCACGCCAUGCAAUGUCAAAGUGCGCUCUUGGCGACGAAAAUACUACUUGAGAUUCCAUUGAAAUAAACCGGUGUCCCUAUAUCGUCUCAUAGUCUAUAAAUUUCAUUAAUUUCACAUUUUGUACAUCGCCAUUUCACAUAGCCAAUUCUAUUUUGUAUUGUAGA